GGGGGUCGCCUUUAUAGUCCAUCGUGCGGGCGGCCAGUCGUUCAUCCGACGUCAUGAACAUACGCGCACGUUUUUCUGCUCGCCAAAUCUCCGGUACCGCCGCCGUUUCGUUCACGAUCAGUAGUUAUUAGCCGCCCACAACGUCAUUGAAUACUCAUCAGUACUGUCGUGAACGUUUUUCGGUUAUAAUUUUUUUUUUUUCUAUUCCAUCCGUUCUAGUGUUUUAGUGCGUCAUAAUAUUAUAGGUACUUACUCAUCGCACGAAGAUUUUCCGCAUGCUGUAACGUCGCACAAAGUUUAUAUAAUUCCCUGUAUAACAUACAGGUACAUAAUAUUAUUAUUAUUAUUAUUAUCAUCAUUGUUGUUUGCAACGAACCGUAGGGCAAGUCGUUCGAAUAAAAAAAUUAUUGAAAUUUUAGAUAGCUAUUAAUAACGUGUUAUUAGUACGUUUUCUACAGUAGACGCGAACGACGAUCAGGUUUAACGUAUGUACGUGCUGUACCUAUACUUCAUAAUGACUCUUAUCCACACGAUUUGUUUUGUAUAAAAACCACGUCUAACUUUUUAAAAAAAUGUAUCAAUACCGUAGUGUUACUCUUAUAUCAUUACCGCGCAAAGAAUGUUAAUUAAUACAUUAUAAUAUAUUUUAUAAUAUUGACACCACGUUAUACUUUAUAACAUCUUUAAAAUUAAUCAAAAGCUUAAUACAAUCAAUUAUAUUUAAAAUAGGUACUCAGAUUUUUUUCUUAUAUGAUAAAAAACUAAACUAAUAAUUGUACAGGUUCUUUAAGAGGACGUUAUACCCGUAUAUACUGUCUCAGUCCUACUACCUGGUAACAUGCAAAUACAAUUAUUACGCAGAAUAAAUUAAACUAGUUUAAUUUUGAUUUUAGAGUAAAAGUAUACCCUUUAUUAAAUUUAUAAAGAACAAUAUUAUGGAGGGAAUUUCUUGGGGUUUUAUAUUAUUCAAAAUAAAAGAUACAAAAACCUAUUUUGUUUUAUGUUUUUAAAUAAAUGUAACUCUUUAACAGUUCAUAUUACAAAAAUCACCUAUAAAAUUCCAUUCAAAAUAUUGUUUUUUAUAAAUUUCAUGGUAGAUACUUCUACUCUAAAAUCAAAAUUAAGCUAGUAUUACUUAUUCUGCGUAAACAUUGUUUUUGCAUGUUACCCAGUAGUUGGACUGAGACAGUAGAUGCUGGUAGGUAUAACGUCAUUUUAAAAAGUCUUACCUAGGUCACUGUUCUGUUGUUUUAUGUAUUACCAAAAAUUAUUUUAUCCUUCAAUUUACAUAAAUAUAAUAUUUCUGGUUUUACACCAAACUUAUUUUAAUAGCUUGUGUGCCGUUUCACCACACAAAUUAUUCUCCACUAUUUUCUCUUUACUCAAACUUUAAAGUGAAAUACCUCGUUAAUGAGUAACACAAAAAUGUAAUUAAACUAAAACUACAUCUUUUUAUUGAAUUUUUUAUAUAGGUAGGUAUUUAAAAAUCAAGUGGGUAGUGGAUUCAUUCUAAAAAAAAUGUAGGAUAAAAAAAUAUUUUAAAAUAUAUGGUUUCAAAAAAUAUAUACUAGACAUUUUUUUUAAAAAAAAGUAUGACAUGAACAAUUUGGCUUUAACUUGAAACUUGGAAGCCCUUGUUAAUUAUGUUUUUAGAGAAAAUGAGUUAUUAGUUAAUACCGAGAAGUAUAGUUAAUAGUUGCUAUUCACGUUUUUCAUGUAUAAUAUUCAAAAUAAACGUUCCUAAAUAGUCUGCAUUAAUACCUCCAUUAGCUAAAAAGAUGUCCUAGGAUAAUGGAGAAGAAUGCAGCCACUGUUAUAGAUGAUUUAUGUAUAUAUAUAAGCAACAAUAGACCAUUGCUUACGAAAAAAACGAUUCUGAGUGGAGUUCAGUUGAUAGUGAUGCUUUGUCAACAAUAUAUAUAUAUAUAUAUGUAAUCUUAUAAUAAAAUAAUUAAAUUAGCUUUAUAUAUUUUCUUUAAUAAUAUUUGUUUAAUGUUGUACCGAUUUUCCCAAUUUUCCUACGUUUUUCCCGGUUUUUCACAUUUGCUGGGAAAACUGAAAAAAUCAAAAAACGACCCUUCUAAAAAAACUUCUUAGUGAAAUUUCCUUUUAGAAAAAUUACUAUCAUUAUAAGUUGGAGCAAAAUUGCUGAUAAAAAAAUUGUCCAUAGAAAAAAAAACAUCUUUGUAAAACCAUAAGCUUCUUUGCUCCACUCAGAAUCUAAAAUUUGAUUAGAAGAUCAGUAUUAAAGCAUAAGUGUAUAAAUAAAAUAUUGUAAAGUUUAUGUUUAGGUUGUCCAUCAAAGCUGUCAAUCAUCGUGUUACAUAAUUAUCAUUCGUUUUAAUGAGUAUUGUAUAAACGUUAAAAAAUACUAUGAGUUCUGUAAAGAUAAUCACACAUAAUAAUAAUGGUACAGACGUAACAACGUAUUUAUAUUAACGUUGAAUAAUAAUUUCGAUAUUUACUAUUAUUUAGUCUAAUGAAUAAUCAAAUAAGUGUAUUUACUCAAAUAGUAACGUCAUGUAGUUUUAUUUUUGUUAUUUUGACUUUUAUAUCUAUAAAAAUGUACUAUAUAAUUUUAAAAUAUAGUACGCGUAUUCAAUUGUUAUUGUACAUACAUAAAAAUGUAAUAAUAAUACAGAAAAACCUGUAUUAAAAUUCAAUUUUCUAUUUUGCUGUAUGUAAUGUGUGUAUUGCAUCCACAUCACUUAUACCAUUAUAGUAAUUUAAGUCCAUGUAAAACUAUAAGUACAUAAAUGAAUUCACCUAACUACCUACCGAGUUUACUGAAUACGAUGAUGGAAUGAAUAAUAUAUAUGUAUUUUUUUUAAGUUAAAAUAUAUUUUUCACGUACAUUGUGUACAUAGCAGAGAAACAACUUUUUUUUCAUAAAUACUUAGAUACUAAUAAUGUAUUGUGUAAUUGAUUUCAUUACUUUGAUAUCUAUUUUAUGUUACAUAUAGUUGUUAAAAUUGAAUUACUUUUCUGUCCCACAAAAAUAAUAAUAUGCUUACGUUAGAGUUAUAGUAAUAUGUUAUAUGUGUUCUAAAAAUAGUUAUAUGUGCAUCAUAAUAUUAUAUCAGAAUAAAUUCGUGUAUAGCAGAGGCGACGUUAAGUUUGGGGGGAACACAGGAGCCAUGACUCCCUCUAGACAUUUUAUGUAACUCUACGCGUACUUUUUUUCUAAUUAUUUAUGGGAAUAUAUAAAUAUUAAAAAAUAUCCCCCCUAAAUCUACCUCCUCCCAAAGACAAAGAACUAAAUCGGCCACUGGUGUGUAGAUAGUAGAUAGUUAUAGUUUUAUUCUUUCAUUUUCGUACAUAUUGUGUAAUUGUAAUUAGUAGAUUUCGGGUUAUGUUUUUAGUUUUUACUAAUACAAAUCAUUUAAUUGCAUGCGGACAAUUUUAUUAUUUAGUUUAGCUGCAAAUUGAUUUUCUUACUCAAUUAUUAAUAAACUAUUAUUCGUAUUCGUAUUCGUUAUUAGUUAUUGCAUAUUCUUCCCUUUUAGUACUACAAGCAGUAGGUAUCUCCAAACAUUGAAUUGUUGGGAUAAUUCAUAUUUCGAGUUAUUCGUUUUUCACAAUAAAAUUAUUUUUUUUACAUUAAUAAUUAGUCAUACGCGUCCACAAUUUUUUGAAUUUUGUAUUUUGUACAAAAAAAAAUAAAAUUUACAAAAUGCAGAAUCUCCAUGAAGAUGUUUUUUAAGUUAACUGAUUUAAGUAAAUUUAAAUGUAUAAAUUGUAUAUAUUUAACAUAAAUAGUGUUAUACUAUAUUGUAUUCGUUGUAUUAUUAUUUUGUAUUAAGUUAAAAUUAAACUUAAACCUAUUAAGUACCUAGUUAAAAGUACAAUGCACCUAUUGAAGUAUGAUAAAAAAAAUGUAUAUAACAAUUUUGUAAUUACUAAUAGUAAUAAUUGAUAACAAAAUAUUAGUAGAAUGGUUAACACAUGAUGGUUAUAGUAGUUAGUGCGAAGAAAUCUGAUUAAUCUUGAUAAAUGUCGUAUCUGACAAGUACGACCAUUCAUAAAUAAAAUAUAAAGUGUACAUACUACUAAACCGUUUUAACUAAAAUAACUAGGUAAAUAUGAUUUCUCAAUGAUUAGGUAUACUACAUAAUAAACGUAUUGAGAAAUCAUUUUACCAAGAAAAUAAGCAGUAUCUCCAUUGUAUAUAAUGUUUUAUUCUCUACAACAACAUUUUUUCGAUACAUUUUAAAGGUUUUUCUAGUGUAGUUGCUGGGUUUCAACGAAGCAAAAAACGUAGAAUUAUCCAAUUAUCCCAAAAUUAAAAAAAAAACUCAAUUUUGAAAAUUUGGUAUUUUACUGCUUGUUGCACUAAGAGGGUAUAAUAUUGUAAUACACGAUUGAAAAUAAUACAGGUAUAUAUUACUGUUAUAUAUAUAUUAUAUAUAUAUAUAUUACUAUUACUAUAGCUGUCCCGCGCCCGGCGUUGCCCGUGACAAUUGUUAUUAAUAUUAUUUUACCCAUGUUUAUUUUUUAUUUUGGCCGUGUCAGAAUUGAAUGAAAAUAAAUAGGUGGAAAGUGGCUAGUCCACUUGGCGGACUAAAUAUGUUCUAUUGUGAAAUUUGAAUAUUGUUAAUAAUAAUAAUUUUAAGUUUUUUUUUCCGUGGCAACCCUGAAAUAAACAAAAAUAAAUAAAUAAGCAAUUAGAUAUUAGUACCAAAUACACCUAAAAACCCCUAUUUUACCCUCUCAGGAGCUUAAUUUUCAAAAAUCCUUUCUUAGCAGAUGUCUACGUCAUAAUAACUAUCUGUGUGCCAAAUUUCAGCACGAUUCGUCCAGUUGUUUGGACUAGGCGAUGAUGAAUCAGUCAAUCAGCCAGUCAGGACAUGUUAUUUUAUAUAUAUAUAUAGAUAGAUAGAUAGAUAGAUAACAUUAAAUACUAUCCAAAUAUAUUAUAUAUUGUAUUAUAAUUAAAUACUAAUUAAUGUAUUAUGUACUAAUUAAUUAGUAAGUAUUAAUAAGUAAAUUAUUAUACAUAAGUUGGUCCUUAUACAUAGACCAAAAAAAUUAAUAUUUUUAAUUUCUUAUCCUCACCCCCCAUUUCUUACUUGAUAUAAGAAACUAAUGUGUGUUAAAUUUGGCUAUUAUACUUCACCACAUUCACCUUUUACAAGAUAGUUGAAAAGUUCUCAAAGAGGUAAAUUUCUUGAUUUUUUUCAAUUUAUUUCAAAAUUGAUUGAAUUUAUCACAAAAAUAUAUUGAGUAAAUAUAUAAAUAUCCAUGAAGAAUGUUCUUACAUAGUUUUUUGUAAAUUCAUUAUAUUUCAAGAAAAUUAACAAAUUAUAAAGUAUUUUAUUUAUUUGGCCAAAUUUACCUUUUUUUUUUUUUUUAUAUAGUACUUUCUUUUUAAUAUACUUGAGUAACGGUUGAAAAUACGUUCGAUAUAUAUUAAAUAUAUAUAUAUAAUAAAGUUCGACAUAUAUUUAACCUCCUAUCAAUUUAUCAAACAUUUCUGUUAAGUCUAACAAUUUAUUUUAUCUACAGAGUACCUAUCGAAUAAAUAUUAAGUAAAAAACUCGCAAAAUUAAAAUGUCUAUAAAUAACUCAAAAAGUGCUCAAAUAAUUUGAAAACUUUACCACGUCUUCAAAAGGCAAAUAUAAGAUUUAAGUUCAGAUUUAAAGUCUCUACGAAUAUUUUAAAUUAAAUUACAAUAAAAAACAAAAUUGAAAAUAAUAAAAGCGUUAUUGUCGUAAAUUUUCCCAUUUUUCCUACGUUUUUCCCGGUUUUUUCUAAUUAUUUUGAAAACCACUCGGAAAAUCUAAAAAUGACCUCCCUAAAGUAAACGCAUCCAAUAUGUACGUAUUAUAUUAGUGAAUAUAAAACAGGAAAAUUUCCUUUAAGAAAAAGUGCUACACUUGAAAAUCGAAGCAAGAUUUCUGGUAGAAUUUUUGUACACAGUAAAAAUAUAUUUUUUAAUUUGGAUUGUCUAAUAUUAUACAAUCUGUAUAUAAUAAUCUAAUAUUAGGUAUGCACUUGCAAUAAAAUAAUUGAGUAUGUAACCGUUAUCUAAGGAAAGAAAUAAUAAUAAAAAAUUAAUGAAUAACAAUAAUUAUAACAAUCUCAAAGCCUGAACGAAAAUAAACUGUCAUUCUUUUAAUGCUUUAAAAUAUUAAAGUACCUUAAUUUUUUUUCGCCUUUAUCCCACACAUAACACGUUUGUGUACAUAAAUGAACACGAUGAUCUUGAAAAUUGAUCAAAGCUGGGCAAGUUAAUAAUAUUUUUUUACUCAGUUAAGCUAAAAAAAUUUUUCAAUUAAAUUGACAAUUAAGUUGAAAUUUACCAUUAACUUUACUUAACUUCAACAAAUAAGUCAAUUUAUUUUUAAAAAAAUGCAUUUAUUAGGUAUUAAAAAUUAAAAUACCUAAUGAAAGUAAAUGCAAAUAUGAAAUAUUACCAAUGUAUGUAUUUUAAAAUCUGUCGAGUUGUAGCAUGAAUUAUAGAAUUCAUAAUUCAGACUUAGGGAUUAUUUAAAUUUAAAUUUGAGUGCAAAUGUGGUUACUGUAUUAUUUAAUAUUAAUAAUUUAUUUUUUUACAAAAUAAAUAACUUAAACAAAAAAGUACAAACAACUUGCCUACCUUAGUUCUAAAUUUUAUUCAAAAUAUCUAUUAAAUUUUAACAGAUAAGUAGUAUCCAAUUAAUACCCAAGUAGAUAUUAUGAAUAUAAUUUGAGGGCUUGUAGCUAUUUAUGUCUUUAUUAUUAUGAUAAUUUAGUUCUUAUCUGUAAAUAUAAAAAUUAAACUCUUAAAAUUACUCUUAAAUCCACCAACUUAUAAUAUUUUAAAGGGACAACGGUAAUAAAUAAAAUAUUUUUCUGGAUAAUAUAAAAAUUUAAAAUUCACUUAAUUGGGAAUAACAAAAAAAUAUAAAUUGAUUUCAAGUUAACGUAGAGACACAUAAGUUAAGUCAAUUAAAAUAGCAAACAAGUAAGUUAAGUUAACUUUUAACUUAUGAACUCGUUAAUGCCCAGGCUUGCAAUUUAUACCAAUAAACUGAAGAUUCCUUAGCACAGUGGUUCCCAACCUAUAGGCUGCGGACGCUGGUUGAGGACAUAAGCUAAGAGUCAGAAAAUUUAAAAAAUAUGUAUAUUAUUAUAAACAUCUAUAUUUCGAUUGAGAUUUAAUGAUAAUCCCACAAUAUUAUGGCCAUCAUAAAAUUGUAUUGAUUGUUGUUUUCAUAUACAGUAUUUUUGUCAUUUGUAUCGUAUUUUAUCUGCUCGGCGUGGAGUGUGGAUGUACACGUUGCGAUAUACUUAAUUUCGAUACUGAAUCUCUCGUAAGAUAUAAACAAUGUCGAAAAUCGAAUUGAUUUUAUUUAACUUUAACCACUUGUUCAUAAGUCAAAAACAAUAAUAAACUUCUUUUUUUAUAAAAAAUUAUUUUUUUUAAUUUUCUUGAACGCUGUUUUCCUAAUUAUUGACGUAUGCGCAAUAUGCACAUUAUAAUUUAUAGGUAUAUGAGUAUAAUGUAUAUAAUUGGUCAUACGUACAUAAUAGGUGUCUGUUAAUAUUUUUACCAGUAUAUUAGUUUAGUGGGCCUCAAAGUUUUUUUUUUCAAAAUUGGUAGUCUGCUCAACUAAAAUGGUUGGGAACCACUGUCUUAGUAUUUUCAUAAUAUUAUACUACCUUUGAUUCCUGAGACCUACCCACGAUGUAGUUUUUCCAUUUCCUCCUUGCUUAAUAUAAUUCCACCGUUUUCAUUGGUUAAUUUGUAGGUUUACACUCAAGGUACUAAAUUUCUCAAGUCAGUAUCAGGUUUGGACAAAACAUAGGUUACGUUUUCGACUAUCGUGUUAUUUUUCAUAAAACAUAAGGUGCCCAAAUGAGUUGAGCUAGGAGUCAAGGUAUCCAAACAUGUUACGGCCCACGCAAUUUAGGUUUAUUAUACAUACCUUCAGUUUUACUUCCCAUAUCAUGAUGAUGUGACACCGACUCCCUAUAUCCAUCACCAUGGGUUUCUUUGACUACUACAUGCCUUUAUUAGAUUUUUGUCUAACAAUAUAGUUCUUGUGCAGUACUGUGUAAAUACGAGUAAUAAUAUUAAAACUUAGUAUUUACGUCAUGAAUUUUAACAGGCAAAGUACCUUUACCUACAAUUAUCGUCUGUAUUGUUCAUAAUACAAAUGGUGUGCUUAUAUUAUGCGUCAUACUGUUAUUUGGCCAAAAACUAUGUUAAUAAUAAGGUGGGAUUUUCGUAUUCGUGUAUUAUAGUAGUAAUAUUUGAAAAUAUGUACUUGAGUUUUCAAUAUUGAAAAAAAAAACCUCAUACCUAUAAAGAAUAGAUAAUGAGCACCUAUACAAUUGUGUGAUUUACUGUUUCUGAUGUAGUCGGACGAGACGAAACUCGGAAUGUCGAAAUGUGUAUACGAAUGGACAGUCAUCAUUAGUUACUACUGGUUCUUUGGUCAUGGUUGCAAUAUUGUUGAUUUUCUACCAUUUUUUUUUUUUUGACUUACAGUUAGAAUAUUUAUUAUCUUAUAAUAAUAGUUUAAUGGAAUAUUUUUGUGUUCUACGCUCAGAGAUACGUGUAAAUACACAGCCACCAUGAUUUUUAUUUAAUCCCUCUACUUCUCUCUCAUUUGUUGUGAAAGCUUGUAUAGGUAGAAGUGGCACCCAAACUAUACUUCGAGUACAGCAGUUGAUACACAUUAUAUUUUGGGCGGAUGUUCCCGGAAAUUGUGAUGGGUAAAAAUGUUUUAAGGUUGUUAGUGGUUUUAAAUUUCAAAUUCUACUACACCAUAAAAAUAUAAUUUGGGCACAAUUGGUAGGCAAAGAAAAGGGAUUUAUAAGUGUUACAAAAUGAUAAACGGCAUUGUGGUUCCUAAACUUAUUUUAGCGUUCCGAGAAUUGAUGUUCCAAACUAUGGAGUAUGAGAAUCUAUUUAAUCACAGUCAGACGUGGGGAGCUUAAUUCUCUUUCAACCCUCUUAUUUAAAUCUCUUCUUGUAAGAUACAUUAUAUUUCACAAAACACGUUUCGUUCAUGAAAAAAAUCUGGUUUUCACUACUUUGUUAUAAUGGUUAUAGGUAUAUUAUACUAUAAUACAGUACACAUUAUUAUAUAAUAUACGAGUAUAACAUCAUUAUUCGGGUGUUCAGAACUUUUCAUUGCGUUUACUCGGCGGCGCCGUCGUCGGUGUAUUAUGCAAAUCAAAAAAUCUCUUGAUCUGUUUACCCAUAUUAGAUAAAUCACGCGGAAAUACGGAAAUUCCAGUAUUACGCCUCCCUACACAAUUGUUUCAAUUAUAUCGAAAAUCUGAAAAUUCGAAAAAUCAGAUUCGUACCUUUGGGGUAUUCACGCGCUCCCGCGUUAUCCAUGUUGUACCACAAAUUCGUCACGAAUCAUUGGUUACAACUUGGUAGUGAAUCAUUUUAGUACUGUCACAAACUCAUAGUAACCGGCGGCAACGAAGAAAUUCGUUUAAAACUUGUCCCAAAACGUAUGACUUACCCCCUCAUUCAAUUCAAUUUUCAAAACGUAGAAAUAUUUUGUUAAUGGUUUGUAUAAUAAUAUAAAAUAAAAACUAAAUUGAACAAAAGUAAACAUUUAAAACGAAAUUUUUCCAAUUGAAUUAAUCGUUUGAUAUAAUGACGGUUGAUAUUAUGAUCACGAAAAGAGACAAGAGAUAACACACUGAUUGCCAAAUAGGUUUAAUAAGGACAAAUCAUAAUUCUUGAGGGAAAAUUCACCGUUCAUCACCAUCUACUCGGGAUAGUCACACAAUUUUGUGAUUAUAUUUGUGGUCAAUGAGAAGAAAAAAAUUUCAUUAUUUCGUAACAUGAUUCCAAUUUUUAAGGGAAAUAGUUACCGGUUACUAUCAACGAAUUUGUGGAUACAGGCACGCAGAUAAACACUACUUGACGUCCCGAUGACCGAUAGGUUCCUAUCGCUUACCGUUUUGGUUUUAAGGUUGUGAUACCCGAGACGUAUCGCAUCGCUCUAUGUUUACUUGUUGCAUGUUAUGGUCGUAAUAUUAUUAUUACGCUAGUCUAAUCUUUUUCUGUCUAUCUCGUUUAGUGUACAAGAAAAUCGUACACGAGUUGUAAAUAUUUGUAUAAAUAAAUCCGUACGUGCCAACAAACGAGCGGUGUAUCGUUCAAUCGUUUCGUAUACGAAGGUCUUCGGGAGGCGAUUGGAUUUUUUCCCUUCUAUUAGUCGACAAUCCGCGGGCGGUUUGUCUUUCUACAGAUACCAGUAGAUUAAACGCUGCCGUCGUCGCCAGCCACCUUGAGUACAUUUUUUUUUUAUCAUUUUUACGCGCCUUAUCUCUUAUACCAAGUCAGUAGUUUUUUUUUUCUUUAUGUGACACGACUUUCAAUUGGCUUACGAUAAAAUUAUAACAACAAUAAUAAUAAUAAUAGUACGCAUUAUAACAAUGUAAUAUACGUACUUAUUGUUAAACAUAAUUAUUAUCGGAUGGGUGGCCGUUAUCGAGUGUCCAUUUCAUUAUUACUACUUUACCUUACCUUAUAUUAUUGCGUUAUACACGGAUAUUAUGUGUGUAAACGCAUGCGUAUGCGUGGUGGUAAUAGGUACUGUGUGCGCGGUAAUAUCGUAUGCGCGGUAAGCGGUUACGUACCCGCGUACUCUGAACGAAAAUUGCCUGCAAGUCCGUGACGGACGGACGGACGGACGGAUACGUGUAUGGUACGGGCGGUGGCGGUGUCGGAAUAUUUGCGGGGACACGGCACGCACAUAGACGACUUUCUCGCGUCGGGUGUGAUAUAAUAACAUUGUAGCGCGCCACAGUAUUGCGGUCAAGGUCAUCGUCGUUGUCGUCACUGUCCGUCGUUUGCCGCCGUCGAAUUUGGCGCGCGAGUUUCUUCUGUACGCCCGAGCACCACGCAAUUAUAGGUUAGGUUAGGUUAACGCGAUUCGCGCGUUUUAUUCCGUUGUAAUGCCGCCAUUACCUACUUAUUUCGUUAUUGCCGCAAUAAUAAUAUUAGUCUUGAUUUUUUUUUUUUUUUGGUACACACUAUAAACAUUGUUACUAGGUUGCACUUCUAACUGCUAAACUACAUUCAUUACCUAUUAAUCUAAUCAAAGCAUGUUUGGAAAUAAAACAACUAACAAGUUAUAUUAUAGAAUUAUUAUAUCCAAUGCCGUGACCAGGAUUAUGCAACGGGAGGCAUUUAAAGUAUGGAUUAUACUAUUAGCUAUUUAGAGUUUUAGAUUCUGAGUGGAGCGAUAAAACCAAUACAUUCCUCGGAAUGUAAUGAUUUAAUGUAAUGAUGUUAAUUUUUUCUUUCUUUUCUGUGGACACCUUUUCUACCAGCAAUUUUGCAAUGAUAACACUUUUUCUAAAAGUAAAUCUGACUGUGAUUGUACUUUAUGAAGGUCAUUUUUUGAUUUUCUCAGAAGUUUUCCCAAUAAAUUGCCAAAACCAAAAAAAAAAACAGGAAUAUGGGAAAAUAGGUACAAUAUUAAACAAAUAGUAUUAAAGAAAAUAUAUUGGUAAUGCAUAUUUUGUAAUUAUUUUGCAAUAAUAUGAUAUAUAUAUUGUUGACAAAGCAACACUAUCAAUCGAACUCCACUCAGAAUCGUUUGUUCAUUAGCCAUGGUUUAUCAUUCCUUACAAAUUUCCUCUCUACCUUUCCAACCUAUAACUUGGCUGCACCCAUUCCCAUUAUCUUAGGACAGCUUUUUUUUUUUUAUGUGUUUUGCUCAAUGCUUAAGUAUACUCUCAUUAAGACAUUCAAGAAUUAAGUUUAGUGGUGUAAAUACAAAAAAAAAAUUAAUCAAUUGAUAGGUAUGCAUAUACUACAAUAUGAAAGUCUUAAAAUAUUUUACUGUUAAUUUACAACAGACGUAUUUUUAUUGUUUCACUGCUAAUUGAUUCAAAACAUUUGCCAGCUAUAUUAUUAUUUCCCAGAAAACAGUUACAUUUAUGAAUAUAAGCACACGAAUGUAUCAAAUAUUGUGAUUAAUAUAGUAAUCAGUCAUUACUUCUUAGAAUAGUCAUAAACCACAAUCACAAAUUGUGGUGUAAACCACAAUCCACGGUUUGUUAAAAUAUCAUGAUAAAUGAUAAUAAUAAUUAUAAUAUAAUAAUAAUAAUCUACGAGGUUUGGCUAUUAAAUAACGAGACUGCGCGCGCAAAGAAUAUCCCAAAAAGGUUGGGGAAAAUCGAAUACAGCGCUGGUUAAACCUAACCUAACCUAACCCUCCAGAGGAUGAACCAACAUUACUAUUUGACAGUUUUGGCAAAUUGCACGAAUGAGUUCGUAAGAAACGGUCGAUAUUGUGGAAAAACAAGUCGUAGAUCUUAAGGCACUCCAGUACUCGAACACGUGUCUUACUCACCCGACUUGGCACCCUGCGACUUUUACUUGUUUCCAAAGAUAAAGUGUGCCUUAAAAGGAAUCCGGUUUGAGUCGAUGGAAAAGGUGAAACAAAAAUCGGUGGAACUCUUGAAUGGUCUUACGAAAACAGACUUUCAGCACUGCCUCGAGCAAUGGAAGAAACGAAUGAAACGGUGUGUGAAGAGGGGAGGAGAGUAUAUUGAAGAGGAACAUUUGGUUGUGGAAUAAUUUUUAAAAUAAAACCAUUUUUCAUAAGUAGUCUCGUUAUUUAAUAGCCAGACCUCGUAUAUUCAAUUUGGUCGCCGGACGAGUUGUAGAAGUGUUUUGUUCAACUAAUUUACUAAUGAUAACGUGCUCAUGAUAAAUAUAAAGGAUAAUUUACUUCAUCCAUUUAUACGCAUUUUCUAUUAGCAUGGUUUUAGAUUAUUAAUCUAAUAAUAGUAUGACAAAAAAUAUCAUAUUUUUUACAGUAGAGUUUUAAAAUAUCUGAAAAAAAACUACAGGGGGGGGGGGAGUUAAAUACCUAAAACCCCUCUUGGCUUCGCCACUGAUUAUAUCGUGUUAAUGUUAAUUUUAUUUCGAAUUUCAUAUUGAGCGGGUGCUUCAUAAUUUUAAAAGCUCUGGUACCCCGGAACAAAUGCCCCCCUUAACACAGCCCUGCAAAUAAUAUUGUAUUUCAUAUUUAAAAAAUUUACAUUUUCAAAAAAUAAUAAUCACUUGUUUUGCAAACAGUAUUUUAAACUUUUUUUUAAUCUUAAUAAAAAAUAAAUAUUUAACGCAAUAUUUUGGGUGGAAUGCCGCUGCUAUAGGACUGUUGCUACAUUUGUCAUUAUUAUUAAACCUGCUGUUUAUAGAUGCGCCCACGCGAUUCACCGGAAACGACCGAAGUGGUAAAUGACGACUGGUGUUAUACCUAUAGUUUCGUACUAUAAUAAUAGUAAUAAUAAUAAUAAUAAUAAUAAUAAUAAUAAUAAUAAUAAUAUACUCUCUACAGUGCAGUGGCGAAAUUUAUUGACUUAUGUUUUAAAUAUUUUGUUUAAAAAAAAAAUUAAACACGUUUAACAAAAUGUAAAGAAAAGAAUAUUUUUGAGUGCAAUACGUAACGUGCAAUACUUUUUAACAAUUUCAAAAAAUGUCAUUCUAAACGCCACAAUCACCCGUUAAUUUAACAGAUAUAAUAACAUAUGUAGGCUUCACAUUUUUUAAAUAUUUUUCGAAUGUAAUGCUCAGUAAAUAUAUUGAGAAUAUUGAUUGUAUUAAAGGUUAACUCAGUGGCGUAUACCCAGGGAAGAAAAAAGUGCUUCAGUUUUUCCUAUUAGCUGUUUUAAAAUAUAAAUUAAAAAUAAAAUAUCUAUUUAGACAUUUUUCUACUAACUCAACUGAAUACAACUUGUUUUAAGGGAGAGAAGUGAUAACAAUUUAGACGAUGAAUGCUAUCUAAGUCAAGUUCAUCAAUAUUAUAGAAGUUGUGUGCUUCUUUGUUACUAGGGAUCUCCAGAUCCUCAGUUAAAUGGCAGUUACCGAAUCCCGUCCUGAGCUGGUAAAAUAGUUCGAAUUCAUUCCCGGGGUUGGAAUACGUCUGAAAUCCAUCUCUCAGUUUUUUUUUAGUAUCUAUAUUAACUAGUAACAUUUCCCUUCAUGUUUAGAAUUGGCAGCUCUGUUGGCAUGUUUAAAAAUGGUUAUUUUUUCUUCACAAGUUAUUUGUUUUUUAGUUAUUUGUAACGUCUUAGACGUAAAAUCCGUAAACGAAAUAACAAUAAUUAUUUACAAAAACUAAUUUUGUGAGUUUAUAUUAUUUCUAUUAUUAUAACUGUAGUAUAAUAUAAAAAGUCGUAGACAUUCUAUCAUAUUUAAAAAAAUGUAUCCGAGUCUCGUCGCACCGCACUCAAAAAUCGCGUUCUGUCUGUUCUUACUAUAGUUGUUAUAAUACUAGUUACAACAAGGGUGAAAUUCAAACGUAGCUGGUUGACCCAUGGGACGGAAUUAAGACAUUCGGUUUAGCGCUGCCAAGAAAUUCGGGACGAAAUUCGGUACCAACCUUGUAAAUUUGCAACUAACACUGCCUUAAGAAAAAGGCUAAUGUAUAUUAUACGUAAAUAUAUUAUUUUAAAUAAUUUGUAUUUACUUUUUUAGCCCCUCACGCCCCCCACUAAUAUCCUAGGUAUAUUACUAGAUAAACAUAAAAGAAGGUACCUACAUUUACAAAUAAGAACUGACACUGGGGACGGGUGCGAUCACUGUUGUAGGUGGGUAGUUGGGAAGGUGAAACACAUAAAAUUAUUUAAUUUAUACCUGUAAACAGCGAUACAAUAAAUGAUUCUGAGCAAAGAAAAAAUGUAAAAUAAAAAGAAUAAUAAUAUAUAUAUAGAUAUUAUUAUUAUGAUAUUAGAUGUACAAUUAAUUUUUUUUCAAAUUACAGCACAACGAUUUCUUUAUUUUAAAUUUGUAUGGCUUAUGUUUUCUACCAUAAAUAUUUCUCCAACAGAUAAACGAUAUGAGAUCUUUUUUGUUGAAUUUUUAUCUAGUUCUUGAGUAAGAUAUUCGUUUUUUGAUUUUCUCAAAAGUUUUAUUAAAAUAAGAAAAAAAACGUAAAAUUAAAUUUGACAAAUUUAUGGCGUUAGGAUUUCAUUGUUUUAAAUAUUUACAGCUUAUGUUUUCCACCAUAAAUAUUGCUCCAAUUAAAUAAUAUCAAGAGAUUUUUUUUGUUAAAUUUUUGGAUAAAUUAGAUUUAUUUCACAUAAUUUUUUAUUCAAACAAUUUUCAUACUUUUUUUUACUAUACAUUUACAUAUCUAAUCAACCUCCUGUUAAAUUUUCAAGCAUUUCUGUUCAAGUAAAAUAGUUAAUUUUACCACAAAGUGCCUGCCAAAUAAAAAUUAUGUACAAAACUCGCAAAAUUAAAAUACCAGCUCAAAAAUGGCUUCAAUUUUUUUGAAAAUUUUACCGCGUCUAGAAAAUGCAAAUAUAAGUUUUCUGUCUAAAUUUCAUGUUUUUACUAAUAUUUUUAGCUAAAUUACAAUAAAUAAUAAAUAUGUAAUAAAAAAUAAUAAAAGCAUUAUUUUCGUACAUUUUCUAAAAAUAUCAAUUAUUUAACCAAUAAUUGAAAAAAAAAUGAUUAUUAUAAUAGGUAUGUACUAUGUGAUGCAAAUUGCACAAUGCACAUUGGCAAUGUUUGUGUUACCGUACACGUGUUGUCGACGAUUUCGUUGUAGUGAUUAUAUUACAACCCCCUUCCCACGUAUUAUUAUGUUCAUGCUAAUGCGACUGAUGUUUCACGUGCUACUCUCUUCAUUUUUAAAACAAAAAUACGUCAGCUUAUGAUUAUAGGUGCGCCGCAUUAUUACAACAUAUGAUUUCGAACGCCAGCGUUCAUGCGGUAAGUCAUAUGGCCGUACGUUAUUCACUAUUCAGUACCAAUCAUCCGUACGUACAGUCGUAAGUAGUAUAGAUUCCAAAGACAAACUAAACCUGACUUACAUUUGAAAUGUCCCUUUCGGGGGGGGGGGGGAAGAACAUUAGUUUUUAAUACAUGACUGAAAUAUUAUUGUAUGAGGUCUAGGUUUCACGAUUUGUAGUUUUCGUUGGAUAUUUGAAAACAAAAUUUGAAAGAUUAAAAAUCCGCACAUACUUUCCACCAUAGAUAGUCGGGUAGGCCACUGUUAGAUGGCCUGAUAGAUGGGAAGUUUCCAAGUUGAUAAGGAUAUAUGUUAAUUUUGUUUAUACACUGUAAUCAAUGAUGAAAACUCAGUAAACUAAUGAUGUAAAAUUAUUAGUCGUGUAUUUUUUCUUGUAGCCAAAAUAAUCCAGAAAUCACCAUAAAUAAAACCAAUGUAUCGUCGUUUGUCGUCAGUUUUUUUUCAUCCAAAAAAGUUGUGUAGCUAUUUAAAAAACAUAAACUAAAAUGGCUAAAACUCUUUACAUUUGCUAUUUUUGUUUAAUUUUGCUCUGUUAUUCGUUAAUUAGACUGAGAUAGUAGAUGUGGAUAGAUGGCGUCCUCUCAAGAAAAACUUUCAGAAAUCUUGACAAACUUCUAAACACAUGAAAAAAUCGAAGCAUUUCUACUAACCUAAAAAGUGUAUUACGAAAAAAGUAAAAAAUAUAUCUUUCCAAAAACAACUUUACUGCGCUCAAAAUCUAAACAAUAUUAAUAUUAUUGUUCGUACAAAAUAUUGUUUUUAACAUUUUACGGAGACUUAUUCAUAUGAUGUAUACAUAAUAUUUCAUCCUGUGCAACCAUUUUACGUGUACCUAGAUAAUUAAAUGCUGAAGUCGGUAAUUUAGUUUUAUGUUAUGAAAUAAUUGCGAGAGAAAUGCGAACGAGCAUUGAAAUUUCAAUUUCACUUGAGAUAAUGUUGUUCCACUUCCAUAAUUUAGUGUCGUGUAACCAUGAUGACCGUGAUAGUGUCUAUCUACGAUUGAUCAAAAGCAGUAUACGUAUCAGUGACCAAUAGGAGGUACAGAAAUUUUUCCCCUGUUUAUAAAUAUCCUUGAAAAUAAAAAAAUAUGCUAAUACUAUAUAGUUAUUCACGUCGUUGUAUAUGCUUACAACGUAAACUUGAAGGCACACUCGUUUAAAUCGUAAACAAACAAUUUGUACUUGUUAUGCAAAUGUAUUAAAAUGUAAUAUUGAACCUAACCUAUAGAUACAAACAUACCUACAUAUGUAUAAAAGAAAGCUAUAAUUAUUCUGUACAUACAUACGGUAUAACGUAUUGCAAACAAGAAAAUUAUUUAACGAUCGCUUCAGAAACGUUUUUCUACAAAGUGAACAUAUUUCAUAAUAUAAUUCGUAUUUCGUAUGUAUAACGUAUUUGGGUCAAAUUGACAUGACCAGAUUACACGUAUAAAUUAUAAUAUUGGCAAAGGUACGUUGUAAUCUAUGGUUAUCGAUUUUGAGUGUAAUAAUUUGUUUACUUUAAGGUACAUCUAAAUUUUUAUUGUAUAAACAUAGAUACAAGUGCAUAUGCAGGAUUAUUAUUUUAUUAACUAUUACGAUCCGGUAAUUAUCUAUACGACGUUUUUGAGUAGGUAAAAUAAUUUAAAUUUUUUAAUUGAUUAUCGAUACCUUCCUAAUAUUUUAAUAUUCUUAUUUACAAUAUUUUCAAACUUUUAUCCUUAUUUCGUAGGUUAUCAUAAUCAUUUAUAAACUUUUUAUUUUCAAUUGAAAACCCCAUUCUCAAACUAGAGUCUAAAAGAGAAUAUUCAAAAACAAAUUGGAUAUACAUAAACACGUCUUAUAUUUUGUUUACCAUUUAUGAGUUAUAAUACUUCGGUCUAAAUUGUAAACUGUUAUAACUAUAUAUUCUUUAUUAGUGUUGUGCAUAUCAAAGUUUUUAAGAAAAACAGUCAUAUUUCGAAUCUAUGAGGUAGGUUAUCAUUAGAAAAUCGUAAUUCAAUACUCAGUGUAAGGAGAAGAGGGGUAAACAUUUUAAAAUAAUGUUAAAAUAAGAUUUAAACGGUUCCAUAAUGAGUGAAAAUAAAACUUAAAUCAAAUUUAAAUAAAAUCCUCUGAGAAAAUCGCUAAAAAAUGAAGUCAUCGAAUAGGUCAACGUUACUAGUCGGAAAUGGUAAAAUAACGCAGUAAUAUAAUAAUAAGUAAUAACGUUAUACAACAGCAAAACAAAUAAAUUGGACAAUCUAUGGUUAAAUAAAAAGAAAACAACAAAACCGAAAAUUAUAGUAUGGCACCCCGAGAAUACAAUAUUAUAGUUACUCUUUGAUAGUAAUAAUAUUAUUAUCGAUAAAGCUGUUCGUAUGUAUACUCAUAUAUUUUAUACACGACAUACUGCGGUAUAAUAAUUUACUCGUGUAUAAUAAUAUAGUAAGUACUUAUGUAACAAUCGCGUGAAAAUAUUAUAAAACGAUAAUCUCAGAAGUAAAAAUUGCAAUUAUAAUAUUUUGACGCUGUAUAGACAUUGCCGACAGUUUCAUUGUUAAAACGCCGAUGGGAUUUAUUAUGUUUUGAUGACCACAACGCAAUCAUAGUAAAUGAUCACCAUACCCUGACCUGUUACACCGGGUGUUGAGUUUAUAUUGUACGUUUAGAAUCAGUGGUUUCCAAAAUGUCUUCACUUACCACAUACUUUUAAAAAAAUAUAUUAUUUCACUCGAUUUUAAAUUUAAACGUACCUAGCUUGGUAUUCGUACCUAUCUGUUCGGUUUCUUUUUUACGUAUGUGCACGUAAUAAUAAUGUAACCAAUAGCGCAACUAAACACUUGGAAACCCUUAAGUUAACAACAAAUUCAUACCUUCUCUAAACAAUUUUUACAGUUCAAGUGAGGUUGCCUUCUCUCUUCUUUAAAUGUAUUUUUAAAGUUGUACAUAUCGUAAAAUUUAAAAAAAAACAUGAUCAAAUCACUUUUAAUUACUUGGACUCCAAAUUCUUUUUUUUGUUUGUUAGAUAAUUCGUUAGUUACGUAACUGAAAUACGGAAUGUGACUUUAGUCCUUAAUUGAACGAAUAAAAAUAAUAUUAUCCGACAAUAUUCAAAUAUUUAUGUCCGUAAAACGAAUGUCUUUAACGACAAAAUUAUAUACAUUUAAUGUUAUUUUACAUUAAAAAUAUCAAUUUUCAAAGUAUUAUGUAUAAUAUAAUAACUAUCAAUGAUUUUUAUUAAAAAAUAAUAAUUGUAGGUACCUAUCUACUAAAAUAUUUUUUUUGAACGUUGGGGUCCGAUAUAUCUGGCAUACCUACUUAAUGAUGUACAUUUUCAAUCGAGACCCUGCAAGAUCAUUAUACAAUAUCUGGAAAUGUUUAAUCGUAGGUAUAUUUUACAUAUAUAAUAAGUUUAUUAUAACGAAUUAGGAGAAAGGGGAGCCGGGUAAGUUACCAUUCGAUGGAAUUUGAAUUCACUGAUGUGCGACGAGUGAUUAAAAGUUUUCAAAUGACGAACGUGACUAUUAUAGUCGUCGUCGUGUUAUAUUAUUAUAUAGGUAGGUCCUAUCUCAUAUCUGUUUAAUAUAAUAUAGAAACCUUCGGAUUCCUUUCGGACGACAUACUAUUACAAAUCAUUUUAUUACGAUAUUAUAAUAUAAUGUACUGCAGUAUAGUGUCAGGAGAAAGACCUGCACACGCGGUGCACGGAAUCUCAUCCGAUGUAAGUAUAUGAUAUUGGUAAACACACAGCUGUUCACCUCGUCGUCAUUGAAAAAUGGCUGUGUUACAUAUUUUAUUAUUCUGCCACCGCCGCCGUUACUACUUUGCAUGCUGAAAUAGGUUUUAUGAAAUAGAUGAUUUGAAAUAGGUAUUAUAGAGAUCCGGAGUCGAUAAAAAAUAAACCUACAUGAUUUGUAACGUAAUCAAAACAUAAUAUUCAUUGCUAAACAACUGUGUUAUACGUCAACAAUAUAAUGUUUAGAUUCCUCAUCGUGGAAUACAAAACCCAAUCGUCAACUAGAUGAUUUUUAUUUAAAUUUAAUAUCCACGAUGUAGUCAGUGUCACGCCGAGGAAUAGGAUUUUUAUUGACAGUUAGGUUCCAAGCUAGAUCCAAAAAGAGUCAAUUUUAAAUUCUAAGUAAAGCGAGUUUUCCAAUGAUGUUUAUUUUUUUUUAUGUAAACACUUUUUCAACCAGAAAGCUUACUCCGGUUAUCAAGUAUAGCACUUUUUCUGAAAGGAAAUGUUCUCUGGGUGGUACUUUGAUGAUGUCAUUUUUUGAAAUUCUCAUUGAUAUUUAAUAUAAUGAGAAAAAGCCGGUUCUUUAAGUUAAAAAAGAUUGACAGAUUAAAAAUAAGGUUGAUAAUUGUUGUCAUGAAAACGCACAUUAUUGUUGUAAUCAUUUCACAAUAAUAUGAUAUACAUAUAUUGUUGAAAAAGCAACACUAUCAACUGAACUCCGCUCAGAAUCGUUUUUUCAUUAACAAUGGUGUAUUGUUGCUUACAAGUUAUAGAUUUACAUUAAAUUAUCGUCUCUAUCGUACCUUCCCAACUUCCCACCUACAACUGUAGGUGUAUCACAUAUGAAAUAUGUCCAUUUUUUUUUUUAUAUAAUUAAUCAAGGUUUUUUCCUCGUAACUUGGUUAAAAUAUUUAAUUUUAAGAUAAAAUAACUUAAUAAAUUCUUAUAUUUGUUGUGUUUUUAAGCUAAUAAGAGAAUGGUUUAUAAACCAUAACUCUGUGCAUACCAUAUUACCAUUGAAUAGAUAGUUAAACCACUGUUUAAUUAUUUUGUAUUGAACCAGUGAUUAUACUGAUAUGUCUUAUAACUGUAUGUCUAUAUCUUAUAUUCAAUGAAUUUGAUUUUGAGUUGGUUUACAGUUGUUGUAGUAUAUACCAACAUACCGUUAAUGAGUUGUGCCUAAAUAAUAUUUUUAAAUUUCAUGGAGUAUUAUAAAUGGGUAUAUAUUUUAUAUCUAUGUUUCGAUAACUCUCAUUCCCUAUUCCUCAGACCUAAAUUUUAAAAGCUAUAAAUAUCUUCGUAGAUAUAAAAUCGAUGGUUUAUGAUAAAAAAAUGUAUUAUGACGGAUAUUUAUUAUGAUUUAUAAUACCCACAUGCGCUUAAUAGGUACAUACACUAGUUAAGAUUUAUUACUUUAGGUAAGAAUUCGAUUACUACACCGAACCGGCCGUUCAAUAUGAUUAAAAACUGGUUUGUUUUUAUUUUCAUUGUGAAGUAUUUUUUCACUCGAUAUUCUCGUUACAAUUGUUCAAGUAAGAAAAUAUGUGAAAUUUAUGUAUGUACUCAUACAUAUGAACUAUAUUAACACUCAAUAUAUUAGCUAUAGUAAAAAACUGGUUAGUUUUUGAUUUUCGUAUAAACCGAACUAUUAUUUUUUUAUUCUUUUGACGAAUCAUUUGGAUAACAACCCCCCCCUCCUCCAACAUUAUUUCUGUCUGCGAUACUGAUAAACGAUAAAAUAUACAAUUAUUAUCAUUUAUAAUAAUUAUUGUAUAGAGGAUACUUAUUGUAUAUUAUAUUUAGUUAACAUGCGUUCUACAUUUAUACAGAGUUUACCACGAAGAUAUACCUAUAAUAUAUUAACUUUUUUCGAAUAAAAAAUAAUGAGUUUUGUUGAUUUAAUAGUAUUCUAUACUUUAGGUCACUAUUCUAGUGACCUAAUAGAACCUAAUAGUGACAAAUAGAAAUUUGUUAAAACAUUUAAUUUGUUUUUAAAAAUUCAAUUUCCCAAUCGGACUUAAUUUUUUUUUUUAAGGUCGUAAAACCAUAAUACCUAUAUCAAUGGGUCAUUUUUAUUUUGGCCUAAUCUAACCUAAUCAACCAUAGAUGUUUUUAUAGAUACAGUUUAUGAUGCACCAGAUAUUUCAGUCACUACUUAAAAUUUGUUGGCUUUUUAAUAAUUUAUUAUUAUAUGAAUUUCAUACACAAAUAUAAUUGGUAAUGUGAUAUAACAGUUUUUGUCCGAUUAUAAAAAUAAUAUUACAAUAAUUAUGUUUUUCGAAUGUUUAUUUAGUCCGUAGUCAGUAUCGCAUAACAUUAUGGAGAGUGAUUCAUAGUUGAUUAGAAUUGGAAAUAUGAUACAUUGAAGACACGCGAAAAUAUUUCGUAUGCAUUUUAAAUUCAAAAUAACAGUUUUUAUUUAUAAACAUAAUUUUUGUGCCCAGAAAUAAAAUGAUUAAAAAAAAUCUUUAAAAAAAAGUUCAAACAAUUUAUGAAUGGUCAAAUCCAUUACAAAAUUGUACAAGGGUCUCUAUUUUUUAUAACUUUUCUGAAAAUUAUACUGUUAACUGUAAAAAUACCUGUUACAAGUUAGUUGUAGUUCUAAGCGUUUUUUCUCAAAACUAUCUUUUGUUUAAAGUAUAUCUCGAACCAUAAUGAGUUGAUAUUGGAUUCUUUAAUGUUGUUAUUUGUUGAAUAAAAAAAAACAAAUUCACUUAACACUUAUUGGGUUAUCAAGGAAUUUAAAACAUUAAACAACAAAAACGCCGCUUCUUAUUAUAAUUUAAUAUUUGUUACACAGUUUUUAAAUUUAAUUGACUAAAUUAAUUAAAUUUAAAUUGAAUUGAAUUAAAUUUAAAACAUAAUUAACAAAUAAAUAUUAGUUAUUUUAUAUUUACAUAAAUAAUUAAAUAAUUAAUUAUUAUUAAUUUUAAAUGAAAAUUCAAGUAAGAAAAAUUGAAGUAAAUAAAAUGUUGUCUACACAUUAUAAUAUACAGGAUCUAACCGUGUUAAUAUUCAGAACUAGAACUGUUAAUAUUCAAUUUUUAAAAUUUUUUUUUUCAAUCUACUUUUUAGUAGGAUAUCUAUUAAGAAGAAAAUUAGUACAUAGUAAGUCGGUACUAGAAUUAAAGAAUUUCCUGACUGCUAUUGAUUGUAAAGAAUUUAUUGUAGAUUUAGGUAGUCUCAAAUAUUUAUUUAAACAUAAAUUUCAUAAGUAUAUAUUGAUUGCACAAUAACAAAAAAAACCAUUUUUAUUGAACUUACUUGGUGAUAAAAUAUUAAUGUGUUUUAAACACAUAUUGAACAUACUCCUUAGUUUUUUAAUGUUUAUAUGACGUAUAUAACGAUCCCAUUUUAAGUAUUAAUCUAUUAUAAUAUCAGAUACCUAAUAUAAGCAAGUACCCGUAUAAUUUGUCCUUUGACAUUUAAUAUUGUGUAAUUUUUAUGGGUUCUAGAAUAAUAAGAUUUCUAACUUUUGAUAAGAAAAAAUGUGUAUAACAUGUUUUAUUAAAAUUUAUUUCCGAAGAAUUAUCAUUAAACCAAUUUUUGUAUAUCAGACAUAAUUUAUGUUGUUUAAUACAUUAAAUUAACUUACACCGUUAACUAAAAUCGCCGACAAUACGAAAAAUCGAGCACUCGAAAUUUAAACUGAGUAAGUCAUUUAUACAUAUAAAGAAUAGUAAUGGUCCUUAGAUGAUUCCUCGUGGAACACUAUAAUUCAGGGAUGGAUAAAUCGGUUUACCAGCCGCGAUAACGUUUGGGGAUAAUCGAGGUUCUACGAUACCAGGAGCGUAUAGCCGUAUAAGCACGCCAGGACACCGAGAAUUUCCCGAUGGGCCGCUACUUGUAUUAACGACAAUGGGCCGAUGAAAAAUACUGCUAUUAUAUAAAUUACGUAAAUACAAAUAUUCAAAGUCAAUAAAAAAAAUACAAUAAUACUGUAUUUUAUAUUUAAAUUAUGUUUAAAUCUCAAUAAAUUAUUAUUGUAUUCCCCUGCGAGAUUUUUCGAAAAUUAUUUUUAAAAAAAUCAUGUUAGAUAUACAUUUAUUUUUUUUUUUUUAAAAUGGGGUUACGUAUUUUUGGUUUUACUUAAUUAUUAAAAAUAAACAACAAAGAAAAUCAAAGAACAAUUUUCUUGGUCUUGAACUAGAUUAAAAAUUCAAUUAAAAAUGACUUGUUGUUUUUCUAUUGAAGCCAUAUUUCUGGUAGAAAACAUAAAGUGUACAAAUUUCAAAUAAUGAAAUUAUUAUACAUCAUAAUUAUUUGAAGAAAAAAAAUCGUAUAUUUCUUCUUUUUUUAAAUUUCCCAGUUAUUAUGAAAACUAAAAAAAGAAAAUCAAAAAAUCACCUUACCUUUCUUUCAGAAAAUAUAUAUUUGAUACUCGGAGCAAAAUUUCUGGUAGAAAAGUUAUUUACAGAAAGAAAAAAAACAUCCAUCAUAGAUCUCUCGCUACGCCCCGAAUUUAAAAUUAAUUUUUUAAUGCUAAUCAUCAAAAACAAUUUGGCAAAUUACUUUAAAUGUUAGCUUAAAAUAUGUUUUAUUAAAUUUUUUUUUGGAACAUUUGAGUUCACGUUUAAUAUUUUUAAAGUUUUUUUUUUAUUUACGUAUAAGUAUGUGUAUAUAUGAAAGCAUUCAAAUUUAUAUAUUAUUAAAAGAUCCAUAUCAGAUUUUCUUUUUUAGUUAGAUUAUUACUAGUACCGUAUAAUAUUUACAUAUUUUAUUUUAUUUUUUUGUAAUAUAAUUAAUAUAAAAAUUACGUUUUUAUACACGCAGAAAUAAUUUAAAUCAUUCGUGCAAUAUACGUUUCGUGACUAAAGUGACAUUAAUUUUGGCAAAUUCCAAUAAAAAUAAAAAUAUAAAGACGAAUAUACUUUGUACGAUAAGUGUGCUAUUGUUAUAGUUGAAAAUUUGGAAAGGUAAGGUCUAUAGAGGGGAAUUUAUUUUAUGUCUGUACGCAACAAUAAACCAUUGCUAACGAACAAACGAUUCAGAGCGUAGUUUAUUAUAUACAUCACACGUACAUCUUCCCGUUUUUUCAAAUUUUUAUGAAUACCGUUUGAAAAAUCAAAAAAUGACCUUUUGAAGUAUCACUCAGAUAAAAUUUCGUUUCAGAAAAGGUACUGGACUUGAAAAUUGAGCAAGGUUAUUGAUAGAAAAGUGGUUUAUCACGGAUAAAAAUACAACCAUCAUUGUAUAACCAAUAUAUUCGCUACUCACUGGAUCUAAAAUUAUCUAUUAGGUAUACCCAAUAACAGACUUUUAUUUACUAUAGUAAAUAUAUAGUUUAAAUAAGGAGUUUUAAAUGUAGGGAUAAAAUCAUAAGCGAAUAGAUGAGUUAAGAUUCUAAUUAGAUUUAUCGCUAUAAUAAUUUUCAUUUUUAUUUUUAUUCAAAAUAAAAUAUGUGAUGUGACCUUACCAGUAAAAAUAUAUUUAUUUUCAUACAUUCAUGAGGAGACCAAUGAAAUUUUAAUAGCGAUAGUGAUAUUUAAAUUUAUUAUAUGAGAAUAAAAAUAAAUUAUCUCCCAAGAUUUGUCAGGAUAGAUUACAUUUACUCUGUCUUAUUGAUUAUAGUAUAACUAUAUCUAAUCGGUACGCAGAUAUUUAUACCUAGUAUUUUAGUUCUAUGGUGAACUCAAUUCACGAGUGGCCACCUGUGUAGGAAAUCAAUUAUUAAAUUUAAAGCUGAUCGCUUCACUUGCGAUUUACAUAAUUUAUUUCAUAUCAAGAACUAAUUUGCAUAUAAAACAAUAAUACAUUUUACAAACUUUCAAAAGAACAAUUGAUAUUAAGAAUUUUUAAAAAUUGCUAUUCAAUUAGCGAAUAACCAAUAUUAACUAAACUGUCUCACUCGUCAGUUAUAAUUAAAUCAGUAAAUGCAACUUAAUUAUUAUUAUCAUUAGAAAAAAUUAAUAUUUGUGUCUCAUGUUUGUGCUUGCGUUGUUUUCAUUCUUUAUUUUGUAUGUUUUAAUAAAAAAUUAAUAUAAGAUACGUAUUGUCUAAUCUGAAAUAAAAAUGAAAAAUAACAAUAUUACUUAUUGACUUUACACCUUAUAUUUAUGGUGCUUAACUAUUAUAUUUGUGUUGAUUUAGAUUCAGAGCGUAGCAAUUGCAUGUUUUUCUAUAUAUUUUUUUAUGUGCCCAUGAGUAACUUUUCAAUUAGACAUUUUUUUCCGAUGUAUCUAGUGUAGCAUCUUUUCUGAAAGAAUAUUUUAUCUACUCGGUACUUAAACGAAGUCAUUUUUUAUUAUUCCGGCUUUGCUUUUGAUUUUUAAGUUUUUUGAGAAUUUAUAAUGGAUGAACAAACGCAUUAGUCCGGAAGCGAUCGGCCAAAGUGGAGGGCAACUUCACGCACGUAGUUUUAAAAUGAAAUUUUGACGAAAAUCGUAAAUAUUACGGCCUUUUGAAACAUAACCGAACUUCAUGCCAAAUCACUUUUUAUUAACAAUGACUUAUCGUUCCUUCCAGAUAUAAAUUAAAUAUCUAUGUAUCCUAACUACCUAACUUUACACCUACAACAAAAGUAACAUGUAUCCGUCCCCAGUAUCAACUAUUUUUUUUUAAGAACUCUGUACAACUUGAACCUUGAACAAUGAAUCUGUUGUUGAAUUUCCAUACAUUUCUGUUUAGUCAAACUAUUAUAUCCACAUUACACCUACCAAAUAAAAACUACGUAAAAACACGUAUACAUAAAAUGCCUUAAAAUAGCUCGGAAAUCGCCAACAUUUUUUGAAAAUUUCACUACGUCUAAAAAAGUCAAAUUAAUCAGUUUCUGCGAAACGGAAGCAAGUUCAAAGUUGUCUAAAAUUACUUUUUGGUGGUUUUAGUCUCAUAGAGGGUAUUUACUAGUGGUGAGCCGAUAUGACUUUUUUCCGAUACCCACGAUAUUCAAAUAUUUGAUUCCAAUAUAAAACCGAUAACCGAUCCAAAAAUUUGAAAUCAAAAACUGUGAACCGAUAAUGAGAUUAACCGAUAUUUGCCAAUAUAGUUCAUCUUAAUUUUUUAAACAAUAUAUUAUUAAACAUUCUUCGUUUUACAUUAUUAAUGUAAAACUGUUUACGAAAAUAUCGAAUCCAAUAUCGGUUUUGAAAAAAACCCGAUAUCCGAUAAUCAGAUACAUCCAAUAUCGGCUGAUAUACGAUAUCAAUUUAUGCUGAAACUUAUAACUAGCAUUUACCAUACAAUGUUUUUUGUAAGAAAGUCGUCAUUCCUACAUUUUUAGCCUUAAAAUAAGAAAUCCAAUAUUUUUAUUUUCUGCAACAUACCCGUUCCCAGUAUCAGCUGUUUUUAUAAUUUACUUUAAAAAAAAUUAGUAUAAAUAAAAUAAAAAAAUAUAUAUCUUCGCUUUUUUAUUUGAUUAGAUACACUAUUCAGUGUUUAUACGUUAAAUGAUAAUAUAUCAUAAAAUGUGCGUAUUAAGAUGAAGAAAACAAAAAUCGCAAAAUUUAUUUCUACAACUAUAUUUUUAAUAAAAACCAUUCGAGAUUUUAUUAUUAGUUAGUUAAACAGGGUCGGCUUAAAGGUGGUGUAAGCUGUGUAUUAGACUGAGUUCCGUGCUUUAGGAUUAUUAUAAAGAUUUUAGAGAGGCCCGUGUAUAAUUUUAAAAUUAUUAUUAUUAUUAUUAUACAUAUUUAUUCAAAUAAAAUUGUAUUCAUAUCAAAAUUGGGGGCCUCAUAAUAAUGAUAAAAACUGUGGAUCAGCUAACCCCCAUACCCCCUCCCCCAUCUGGGUUAUAUUCAAAUGCAGUAGAACAGAGUUAUCGUAUAAUAAAAAAAAAUUUCACAUUUUAAGUCUCCCUGCAGUCAGUUUUUUAAACCUGCAUAAUGUCACAAUAAUAAUUUAGUUUCAAUUUAAAUGGCGUUAAAUUUAACAAUACAUUAUUUUUUAUAACAUUUUCCUUGAUCUUUGGUCAUGUAAGCGUACAAUAUUAUAACGUUUGCGUACCCUAACAACUACGCUAUACAAAAAUGAACAUGACCAUGAAAAGGCCAUAAGUACCUAAUAAAAGAACGGGGAAUUUUUGAAUACAAGGAUUCGAGAAUGUGCAUGUUUCCAUGGGCGCAUUUUCGACAAGAGAAUGUGCAAAUUUAAUUUUUCUCGCGGGCACAUAAUUAGAUUCUAUUUAUAAAGUAGUUAUGUAUAAGAUAACGUUUUAAUGAAAUAACAAUUACUUUAAAACUACCAUCUAGCUCAAAAUGGUUAUUUCAAUAUUUUUGUUUAGUUUUCGUUUAUGUUUUACCCGUAUGUUUGCUGUUGGUGAUAGAAUGUGUCUCUAAUCUAUAAUAUGAUAAAUGGGAAUAUUUUACGUAAGUUUAUGAUUAUCAAUUAUUAUAAUUGUUUAAAAUUUUGAAUAUGUAUUACUUGAACGGGCCUACAAAACUACAUAUUUGUUUUAUAAAUAAUAAUUAUGUUUGUGUCUAAAUUUUUUAGUAGACUUAAGAGUGCUCCGAUCUUUCAUUACUUAGAAAUUAAUACAGUUUGUGUUUUACAAAGGAAAUUGUUUAAAUGUUCACGUAACAAAUUUAAUAAUUACGAAAAUAGGUAAAUAUUAUUUAGUAUACUAUCCAAUUGACCUACUCAAAAUCUAAAGAGCGAAGUACCUAUAUAUAUAUAUAUAUACUAUAUAAUAGUUAAAAAAUAUUAUUAUGUCACACUUUGUCUCGGUAUUUUUAAUUUAAAAUUUCGCACGAUUGAACACAUCGAAUAUAGUUCCAAUACCUCGAGUACAGUGUUUAUUGUAUAUCAGCUCACGUCUCGUGUUUCACUAUUAUCGAUAAAAUAAUAUAAAAUUGCGGGUUUUUCAGUCCUAUGUCUUGUACUAUAAAAAAAUAUUUCGUACAAUGGUAAAUGUUUCAUUAUAUUUAUUUGUUGAAUUUACACGGAGUUCAUGCUGAAAUUACACGUCAUUUCUAAUAUGACGUAUAUAAUAUUAUUAUAUAGUUAGUAAUACAAUACACUUGCGCAGUUACGAUGACAAAUUUAAAAUGGUGAUAAUAUUAAUUGUUUACCUGACUAAUCUACAAAGACCUCGAGCGGGACCAUGAAAUGGUCUUUUUCGCUCUUUCUCUCACUCUCGUUAAUCCGUGUAACGCGGAAGACGGCCGUAGUCAUCGCAGUCGACGUUUUUUUGACACGAACCAGCACUGACUUGUAGCUGGCCGCUUUCUUACGGCGCGGCGCAUCGGCGUGUCCCUGAGCUAUACGGCCGAAAAUCGUAUUUUGACUAUAGUAUCGUUGGAAUCAACCGCCGUCAAACCGAAGCCUUGGAACCCACAAAUUACUCUCUUUAUCCGUAUCAACAUCGUUACAGUAUAUUUUUUACUUAAAUCUGUCGAAAGUAUCACAAGUGUUCUGGCCCUCUUUAAAUCUCAGUGGUGCGAGAUGAUCGGGUAUACUGUUUAUAUUAAAGUACAAACUAUUGCUGCAGAUCUAUUGCAAGCUUCCAAUAAUGUUUAAAGUGAAUUUUUAAUUUUCAGACAAUAUCACUCAACAGUAUAAUAGUCACUAUGCAAAUCUUAUUUCUGUUUAACACAGAUUAAAAUUUGUUGCCAAACAUAAUAAUAAUUUUAAAAAAAUCUACAUAUAGAUUUGGUACUUUACGUGGGUUGACGUAAAAUAAGUAUUAAUUAUUUUAUUUUAAAAUGACAACCUUCAUUUUUCGACACAAAUUCGAAAACAGAAUAUUUUUGUUCAAAAUAUUGUUAUUUUUGUACAACAUUAAUAUCGGAAAUCGAUAUAAUCAGAAUCUAUGUUUAAGAACUUUUACAAUUUUUAGAAAAAUAUUUUGUUUCUCAAUCUAAUUUUAAAAUAGUGGGGAAUUGCUAUUUUAAAAGUCAAAUUUUAGAUGUACUUCGUUUUUAUAGUGUACGAAGUAAGAGUAACAUUUUGAAAAUAUCGUAAAUAAGAUCGAUAUUAAUCAAUAUAAUCGAUUAAUAAAUAAAAUAAUAAACUAUUCUGUAAUAAUGUCAGAAAAAAACGAAAAUAAUCAAUUUUACUUAAAAUCUCCGUAUGGAUAAUCGAUGGACCAUGGUAGAAAAUCACAAUGCAUUUUUAAAUAGCUGUACGAUAGUCAUCAGGUAUUGGAUCUUAAUACAAAAUUUAAUAUCAUUAUUACCUAUAUUAUGUGGGUUAUUGUCUCGCGCAAUUAUUGUGUACGCCAAACGAGUUUACAAUGAUCGUAAUGUCCUUGCACUUUCUAUUAUAUUUAUAAAUAUAAUAUCACCGCCACGACAUUUUGCGCGUACAUAAUAUGCAGUUAAAUUAAAUAGUUUAUGACUGGAAACUGCAAGAAACAAUUUUGUUAAAAUAUCGACUACCAGUUUUAUAAUCUUAAGUAUUUUAUGUUUUACAGGAAUCCAAAAUGGGGUUCGGUUCCAAAGACGAGUGGUGUGGAACCAUCGUCAAGUACAGCAUGUUUUUGUCCAAUUUCAUCAUAUUCGUAAGUCACGUGAUUUUUUUUUUCCAAUAUUAUAUUUCUCAACGGAUUUAUUACAAUAUUUAUAUAAGUACGUAUACCUAUAAGUACACAGCGUAAUUACGUUACGGCAAUAUUAUAAUAUUAUACUGUUUUAUAACCGACUAAAAGAAUACCUGGGAUCAACAUUUUUUUUUUCCGCGAGGCUGAGAUAACUCAAAAUUUAACUAUUUUUAAUUCAAUAUUAACUCACGUUUUCGCGAUCAAUUCACAAUCCGUAUUUACAUAAAAAUAUACUUGUUAAAUCAGAACAUUAUUAUGAUAAUUUUGAAAACAUUUUUAAAUCUUCUCAACUAUUAUUAUUUUUUUUUCGAUCAAACAACGGGUUUCUCGUGUGCCGAUAUAUAACUAUUGUAUUAUAUGAUUGUAUCAUGUCAAAGGGCGGUGAUUUCAUUUUUUCUCAUGAUAGUCCGAUAUAAAAGACCUUAUCAAAUUUUGGUAAAAUAAUUAAUUUCCUUAUCGUUUAUAUUAUAUACAUAUAUUACAUUCAGUCUUUAUAUAUACAAAGCUGAAUGAUAGAGCUCGUUCUUAAGCCCUUCCGGCGUUAAACUGCCACGGUGUAAAUAUUUUGCAUUGGGGAACUUGUAGGAAACAUGUUUCGUUUGCAGAUCGGAGGUAUAGUGUUGGUGGCCAUAUCAGUGUAUACCCUGUACGAUAAAUCGUUCAUUAAAGAGUUGCUAGGCACUAACCUGUUCACCGGCGCUGUGUAUAUACUGAUCGUGACAGGCGUCCUGCUGUCGUUCCUGUCGUUUUUAGGAUGUGCAGGUGCCGUCAAGGAAGUUAAAUGCAUGCUGCUCACGGUAAGGCUAAUCUGCAAUCCAUAUAAUAUAGUUUUUCCGACUAUCAGGACUUGUACAAUAUUAUUUAUUAUAUGUAUGUAUAUUAUACAUGAUUGUAACAAAAUCGACAUUUACGAUUUUCCUGAAAAAGACAUUAUAGGUCCUACUAAGUUCUAUACGAUCUAUAGAACAGCCAAAAUUUUAGAUUUUGAGAAAAAUAAAUGAAAUCAAUUGCUAAUAUAAUAAAAUGCAUAAUCGCCUCGACGUUAUUUUUUCUUUAGGUUUUCACACACUUUUAUUUGUUUGUGCUGAAAAUUGUCUAAUAAUUUCAUAUGACAUACCUAUUGAACCUGAAUUGUAGACACAAUAAAGAAAUUGGUAUUUGCAUGUGUGAUUUUUAAUAGUUUCUGUAAACUCACGAAAAAACUACCGAAGCGUAAAUUUAAAUAUUCAAUAUAUUUUAUCGUUUGCUUUAACAAAAUUUUGUUUUCGUAAAAAAAAUCGAUAAUUUACAUAAUGGUGUAAUAAUGGUGUAAUAAUUUAUUCAAACUUUCAGUAACGUGUAUUUUAAAUAUCGAAUUUUCGAAACUUAAAUUCAAUUCUAUUAUUAUUUUAUUUACUUAAUUAAAUGUUUUCACGAAUAUAAAAUUUAUUUUUAACUAUAGAUUAUUAUCUCUUAUUAUUUAUUAUUAUAAAUAUGUGUUGUAUAAUUAAUAUUUACAAAUAAAAUUUAAUUAUAUGAGUUAUUGUUAUUAAUUUUCGCAGUAUUUUAUUAUGUUAUUCAUAAUAUUUAUCGUGAUGCUUGUUGGAGGCAUUCUGUGUUACGUAUUUCGGCAGAGGGUGCAGACGACCAUGCAACAAGAGAUGCUUAGGACCAUUCGGUUCUAUGGUGAUGACCGGUCCAUAACUAGAGCGUGGGACGAUCUUCAGGAAGGGGUAAGACGAGAUCAGAAUAAAUAUUAGCCCCAAAAAAAUUGAAUAUGCAAUUCCGAAUGAAUUUGGUGUUCUAGUAUAAUAUUAUUAUUAUAGAAAUCUAAAUAAAAUAAAAAUCUUAAUUUAAUGUAAAGAGGAAAAUGUUUGAAAUUCUUUAAUUUCUACUUAUAUUUUGGUACUCAUUUUAGAUUUUGGGCGUAAUAGUUAAGGGACCUAUUGGUUUUAAUAUAUUGUGUGUAUUUUGUGUGAUUGUACUUUUAGAUUCUGUUAUUAAAUAAUCGUUAUUUUCGUGAAAACGCACAUUGUUGAAAAAACAAUACUAUGAGGUGAGUUCAAUAAAUACCUAGACAAAAUGUAUUAAAAAUUAUAUUUAAAACUUACAAACUAUUUAAAUGGAUCACCUUUAAAAUAGUGUCAUUUAUCUUCAAUACGAUGCUCUCAAUGGUCUUGCCACUCCAUAGUUAUAGUCUUCAGCUCUUGUGUCGCGUCAUGAAUAGUUUUGUUAACGUCUUCAAAUCUGUGGCCUCUGAGGAUACUUUUUAGUCUCGGAAAUAAAAAAAAAAUCCACAGGGAGUUAAGUCAGGUAAAUAUGGUAGGUGAGGUAUCGCAUAUUUUUAGAUGCCAAAAAAUCACGUAUGUUACGUGCUGAAUGCGCUGGUGCAUUGUCAUGGUGCAAAAACCACGACUUUGAUUUCUAUGCUUCUGGUCUUUUACGGCGUACUUUCUCUCUUAAUCGUUCAGGUACUUGUUUAUAGAAUACUUGAUUUACUGUUUGACCUGUAGGUACAAACUCAUAAUGGAUUAAACCAAAAAAAUUUUAAAAAAUAAUGAGCAUUGCUUUGAUGUUUAACCGGACGACAUUUUUUUGGACGACGUGAAUUUGCGGUCUUCCAUUGCGAUGAUUGAACUUUGGUUUCAGGUUUAUAUCUAUACACCUAUGUUUCAUCACCCGUAAAAAUUGAUUUUACAAAACUUGGAUCAUUAGAAACCACAUUUUUUAGUUCCAAACACACUUCAAUGCGAUGUUCCAUUUGCUCUUCGGUUAACAAUUUUGGUACUAAUUUUACGGACACUCUUUUCAUACCCAAUUCAUCUGAUAAAAUUGAAUGUCAAAUACCAAUUGAUAUGUCAACUUCAUUGAUUACUUCUCUAAAAGUUAAUCUUCGGUCAUUUCUAAUUUUGCUUCGAACAAUAGUAAUGGUAUCAUUUAAUUUUGAUGUUGAUGGACGCCCAGGACGAUGGUCAUCUUCAAUGGAUAUCUGACCUUCAUUAAAACGUUUGAACCAGUCAAAAGUUACACAACGGCUUAGUGAAACAUCUCCAAAAGCCAAUUUAAUCAAUUCAAAAGUUUCCGUGGCAAUUUUACCAAUUUUGAAACAAAAUUUAAUACACUCGCGUUGCUCCGUAAUAUUAUCCAUCCUAAAAUCGCGAUUUUAUACAAAACGACCCACUUUGAACACGCAUUAUCGAUAACUGAUUUGAGAUAAUUAUAAAUAUUAUAUACUGAAAUAAUGGUCAUUAUCUCUAGUUUAUUUUGGUAUAACAAAAUUGUCGAUAACUUAAAAUGAUUAUCUGUAAUAAUUUGAGUCUGGAUAUUUAUUAAACACACCUCGUAUUGACCGAGCUUCACUUAGAUCGUUUUCCUAUAGCAAUAAUUAAUCGUUACGUAUAGAUUUACAAGAAUUUAAAUACGGGGAAUUCAAUUUAAAAUUUCCCUCAUACAUUCUACCUGCCCAACUACUUACCUACAACCUGGCAUGCGAAAUAUGUCGAUUUUUUUAAAAUAAUUUUUGUGUACAAGCAACUUUUCGAACAGCAAACUUACUCCAAGGUAUUGAGUACCUUUUCUGAAAGGAAAUAGCAUUUAGUUAAAGCAUUUUUAUUUUUUUAUUUUUUCCAAAGGAUUUUUAUAAUAAUUGGAAAAUUCCGAACAAAAUUUCAGAAAAUCGGUAAAAAUUUAUGGCGCACCACGACGUUACCUAUUUCAUUCAUUCAAUAAUUUGUAAUUCGUAUGUACUAUGUCUACCAGAAAUAUUGCUUCAAUCAAAAAGUACCAAUUAGUCAUACGGACGGACGGAUACAACAUGGAUAUCUUCUAAACUAAUGUUUUUAAAUCUAAAAAUGAUAUCUUAAUUUGUUUUUUUAAUUUACUAAAAUUCAAAUAUUUUCUAAAAAAAAAAUUUUAAUCCCGCAGUCAGUUAAACAAUUAUCAUUCCUUAUUCUAACAGACCCACAAUAUUGGCGGUGCAUAAUAUAAAUCUUAUAAAGUUUAUUACGAAUAAAAUGAUCUCAUGAGCACUUUAUUGAAAUAUUCGGAAUUUAUACAAAUGUAAAUAAUCAUAUGUCUAUAAUAUAUCAUUGCAAUAAACAAUAAACGUCGCCGUUUUUCCUGUUUUAGUUGCACUGUUGCGGCGUAACCACCUACGACGAUUGGAGACAGCAUAGGAUCGGCGGUAUUAUUCCCAGCAGUUGUUGCCAAGAGAUCAAUGGAAAGGUAAACCGUCCAAAAUAUACUUACCAACGAUUACAUCGUAUACGAAAAAUGCCUUUAAUAACAAUUGUGUCAAAUAAAUAUUAAAAACUUCAAGACGUUUAUAAAAAAAACCUACAUAAGAUAGUUUUAGAAAUUAAUUCCAAUCAAUACCUUAGACCAUAGUUAAAAUAUACCAAUUUAUUUUGCUGGUACCCCCACUGUAAUAUUUUAUAAAACAUACAAACUGAAGAUGGCAGCAUAAAAGGCAUUAUGAUUGGUUCAAAUUUUGUUCUUUACUUCCAAAUUAUCUGUGCAAUAUAUUUUAAAACCAAGAUGAAAAAUGAAAUAGGUAAUGUGUAAAAAAUAAAUACAAAAAUUGAAUCAAAAUUUGUGAGUUGUUUAUAGUUAAAUAAACUGCUGAUUUUAGAUUUAAAUAUGAAUAGUGAAUAAACAUAUUAAAUAAUGAAAAAGCAUAGCUGUAUAGCAGUAGUGGCUUUAGAGGAAGCCCUCUCUUAUCUUAACUUAUCUUUUCGCUUAGUACAUUAGUACGUAUUUUGUUUUCCGAUUAUUAGUCACAAUUUAGAACUCUUGUGUUUCUAUUUCAAAUUCUAAUUUGGUUAGUUUCUUAUAAAAUUUACUGCCGUAUACAGAUUAGUACUUACUUCAAUACUUGUAGCUGUACACCAGUUUACCACAGUAAUUUUACCAACGGACAACUUUGCAUUUUCUGACUAUAAUUUAUAUUAUAUAUUGUGAUGGUUACGUAUUAUUUCAACAAAUUUUUUUUUUUGAUUAAUUUUUUUUUAUUUAAUAUCGCUACCUAUUUUUAAAUCAGAGCUUGAAAUCGAAACAUAAUAGGUAGUUUUUAAAUUUGUUUAUGAUGGUAAAGGGCAAAUGUUCGAAAAUGAUGAUUGAUUUUUCGAACCAAUGUCAGAGUUAUGGGUACGGACUUAUGCAUAUCCAUCGAGACAUUUCUAUAGAUAUAGAAGAAGUAAUAGAUAGAUUUUCAAAAAAAAAAUUCCAAAAAUAGAUUUUAUAUUGUAAUUUUUGUAAUUUAGUAUUUAGUUGUUUGUAGUUUUUUUUUUUUUUUUAUAGAUGUUUAUAGUUUGUUUGUUUAUUUUUUAUUUCACUUUUGUAAUAUUUUGUAUAAUCUGUAGUAUAAUAAUAAUCUUAAUAUUUUUUAAAUUUAAAAAUAUUAUUAAGUUUAAUAGAAAAUAAAGUUUUGUCUGAUAAAUAUAGUUCUAAAAUUUCUAAUAAUUUUUUGUUUGCAAUUUCUUUUUUACAAUUAUUACAGUAAAGUACUUAACUAUGAUACCUCCCAUUAUUUUGAAACAUCUGAAUAUAUUUCGAUAUAACAUAAUUGUGUUAUGUUUAUGCCCCCCUCCCCGAAAUAAAACUCUAGAGCCGCUAAUGAUGUGAUAACACAGCCGUACCUUGCCAUUAUAUAGCGGCCAAUAAAUUUUUGAUUUGAUAACGCCAAAAUGUAUAUGCAAUAACUCGGUAUAUUUCAAACAUACCUUAGACCUGCAAUAUUAGUGUACUUGAACACUUGAGACUAAAAUAGCAUGUCUGUUUUUUGGCUUUUGUGUGGUGACUGGUGAAUAAUUAAUUUAAAUAUAAUACCAAUUUUAAAAUAUACAACAUACCUAAAUUAUGUUGGAUUAUUAUAGUAAUCAUAUAAUAGUGUGCGCCUAUCGCGUUCUAAAUGAGGCAAAUAAAUAUACAUUAAAGUAUGUAAUAUGUACUUAUAUUAAAAAUCAUAUACUGGCUUAAUUAAUCGGACAAUAUAAUUUUAUUAUUCCCAACACACGAUAUACUAAAUUAUAAUGUUAUUGAUGUGUGUAUAAAAAUCUAAGUAAUUAUAUUAUUCAUCGAUACGGGUUUUCAGAAGCAACCAUGUAACUUAAGUUUUCAAGCGAGUCAACAGAUAUACACCACCGGCUGUUUGAACGUGACCACAGCUUUUAUGAAGGACCAUGCGACCACCGUUGGGACCGUCGGAAUAGCCGUGUCACUGUUUCUGGUAUAUAACAUAAUAUAUAAUAAUAGUAAUAAUAUAACUUAAAAUUUUAAUACAAUUUUAAUUCCGUUAAAAAUCAUCAAGCAUAUUUUUUUUAUACCUAAACAGUAUCUACUGUAGCAUAAUAUACAGUAGGUAUUGUAGAAACCUACUUCUAUCACAAUCAGCAUUCUAUUCGAAUAAAUGCAUAAAUAUCAUACUGACAGAAUAUAAAAUAUGACAUAACUUAUAAAACAUUACCAAAAUGCAUAAUAUAAUCGAAUCGUGUCAUUCUACCCACAAGACCUUCAAAACCUUCAUUCUACCAACAAAAUUGUCUAAGAUUAUCAUUGACCCAAGCCUAAAUUAAGAGGGGGCCAGAGGAGGCCAUGGCCUCAGUUCCCUGGAUAUCUUAAUAUUGUAGGCCCCUGAUCUUGGCUGGUAUAAAAACCAAUAUUUUGAAUAUAUUUAUGGACCCUUUGUUUGGUUUCAGGCCCAAAAUCAUCUUAAUCCGAGCUUACGAUUGCCCUAAACACCUAUUGUAAUAUUUCACGUUCUCUUAGGCAAUUCACACAGUACUAGUAAAAUUAAAUGAUUAAAAUAUUAUUAUAAUCAUUUCGAUUAAUUUAAAACACAAAUAGAAUAAAAAUGCAUGUUUUAGUUUCAAUACAGCGUUGGCAUAGAAUCAUAUAAACGUAUCAACCCAUAUGGUUUUUUUAAACACAUGUUAACCAAUUUUAACCUAAUUAUUGUUAUAUUUUUUAAUAAUUUAAUAGAAAUGUAUAUUCAGUUUUAAGAAAAUAUUAUUUUUUGAUUUUACUGAAAAACAAACCUAGGUUUGUUCCAUUUUUAAUUUUGUCGGUGAACAAUAAAAACGUUUUUCGAUUUUUCCUGAAUUAAUUGAGCAAAAACGAAAAAGACAUAGAAAUAAAGGGAAAAUUAACGAAAAUAAUGCUAUUAUUAUUUUCAAUUUUGUUUAUAUGUUGCAAUUCAGUAAACAAUUUCGUAGACUAAAAUAUUGACACAAAACUUAUAUUUCACUUUAUUUUUAAACGUGGUACAUUUUCAAUGCAUUCGUGACCUAUUCGACCUAUUUAUAAAUAUGAUAAUUUUAAGUAUUUUUACGAAGAUAAAUAUAGUAAAUAUAAUUAUCAGAUUAAACAAAAAUGGUUGAUAAUUUAACAGGAUAAAUUUAAUGGUCAAAAAAAAAAAAAGAAAUGUAAUAAAGUAUUAUUUUUUUUUUUUUUUAUAAGAGUUAUUAUCGAAUUUUGACGAAAAUUGUAAAUUGUACGGCUUUUCAAAAACUGUAUAGGUAAAAUUCCCUCUGAAUCGUUUUUCGUUAGCAAUAGUUUAUCGUUGCUUACAGAUAUAAUUUAAAUUUCCUUCUAUAUCCUAUCUUCUCAACUUCUCACCUACGACAGUGACCCAUCAUGCGAAAUACAUCGGUCUUUUUUUUAAAUAUGUUUUUCUCAUCGUUCUCUUUUUGAGCAUGGCACACUAUUUAUAUUUUCAGUAAAUUAAUCAUAAAUUAUAUGUUAAUUUAAUAUAAAAUUUAUAAAUACAAAACUAAUAUGUAUAAUAUAAAAAUAGAGCACACGCUUCACGCGGUCUAAAAGAUCAGAUUUUUUGAAUUUUGUUCAUUGUUUCAAAAAUACGGAAUAUUAACCUAACUCAACCUAGGUACCUUUUAAUUAGGUGAUAAACUAUAAUUAGAUAUAACUUCCAACUGUAUAUGAUCUGAUGUCUGGAAAAUAGAAGAGUUCAAAGCUCAUUACUUAUUAAAAAAACGGUCUAAAAGAUUUUGUGCGUGCUAUAAUGUGACAUUUUUAAACAAUUUAAUUUUAUAAAAAUCCAAUUGUGGCUUAUUUUUAAGCUGUGUUUCAUAAUAAUUUUUGGCUGAUAAAUGUUUAUCAAUCAUUAUUUUAUUUUCAUUGUGUUUGGCGAGAUUAUUGCUAGUUGACACUGGUUCACCAUGCUGUGUGUAACUAUAUUACACGUACGGAUAUGAUCAUAUGUCAUAUCUAAUACAAAUUUUUCCAUAGACGACUACAUCGUUGGUGAUUUUUAUCAUUUAUCAUCAUUAAAUUUCAUUUUUAAUAAUAAAUAAUUUUUAUUUUAAUUCAACGAGUUUAAAUUGAAAUAUUUCAAUACACGGUCGAAAACCGUGUGCGUGGAUUUUCGUGAAUAUUUUUAAUGCAUGUGCUUUAAUGGAUAAUAGCUUAAGUUCUUUUAUUCAAAAUAUUGCGUCGUAAAUCAAAAAAUAACAUCUUUAAAGUACCAUUAAGACAACUUAAGCUUUCAGAAAAAUUGCUACACGUAAAAAUCGGAGCAAGUUUACCAAGAAAAAAUGUGUCCACAGACUAGAACAAAUAAAAAAUAGAUAAAAUGAAAUAAACAUCUUAGUUAAACCAAUUAAACCAAUAGCUUCAUCGCUACGCUCAAAAUCUAAAAGUAUAAUCCAAUAAUAUGUUGUUCAAUGCGUAAUUAUACAUCCACAAGAUAAAAUUAGUUACCUACAUUAAAUUAUAAUUUAUCUAUGACCUAUGUAAUUUUUUUUUUCAGAUUUUUGGAUUGGUUUUUUCAUGUGCGUUGUUCAUGAUGAUCGUUUAGUCUUAUAGUAUUAAUAUAUCAAAUAAAUAGAAUAAAAAAAAAAUGUUACACUACACGUCAUCCAAGAACCUGUGGACCUUUUAAUAUAAUAUUUUUAAAUAGUCAUUUAACAUAGAUGGAGAAAAAAGUGGUAGAAAAUAUUUUUAAUACGAUAAUUAUUAUUUCCAUACAAAAUCGUACAUCGUUAGUUGAAUAAUAUAGAUACUGACAACCAAAUGCUAAAACGUUACAUUUUUUUCCGCAGUUUUCCUAUUGUGGGUAGGUAUAAUAUUUUUUCAUUUAUUUCAAAUAAUAAAACCAAAAUUAUUUUUUUCGGUUUAACUAACCGGUUAAUAUUGGUUUUUUUCUUUUAUGACUUAUACAAAUCGGUUAAUUUUGUUCUUUACAAAUAUAAUUUAAAAGAAAUACUAAUUGGAAAAAUUAGCACUAAAGACACUAUAGAGACAUAUCAAUUCUAUAUAUACUUAAACAUAAACCAUUUUAUAAAUCAAUUAUACUAUAAAUUAUAAUCUUAUUUUAAAAAUAUUCUAAAGGUACUCGUACUUCACUCAAUCGCUAUUACCUAUCAAUUAAUAUUUCUUAGCACAAAAUAAAUUUGUUUCGUCACCCAGAUAAACUCAAUUUUCUUUUCCAUUCAUUUUUAGCUAAUGAAAACUAACGUAUCUUAAAAAGCGAUUAAAUGUACACAAGUUAAUGUAAUAAUUACAUGGUUACACUGUUACACGUUCCCGAGUUUUACAGGUCACACCGUUUUACCAUAUUCGUUACAUCACUCAAGUUAAUUCAUCAGUUAUGUUAACGUUUUUAAAUUUUUCUACAGCAGUCAUCAUUGUUUUCCAAACUGUCAAUCGAGCGAAAAUCAAAAUAAACAAUAACAAUUUAGGUAACUACAUAUAUAGGUACCUAUGUAUCAUAAUAAUAUAUAUUUAAUUUAAUUUAAUUUAUUUUCCACAAUUAGAAUACUGCACCGCACUGAAACUAUUCGUGUAAAGCUCAUACAAUAAUAUAACUAGCUAUACAUCUAUAACCUGUAUUUAAUACAUUUUAAACCAUUAUAAAUCUUUCUAAUUUUUAAAUUUUAAAUUAUAAAUAGCUAAUAACCUAGCUAUAAUAAAAUGUUACCGCGAAACCGAUGGAUUUAUUUUUCAUUUAAACAAAUUAAAACGACACUUUAUACUUAUAACCCUGACGACGAACUUACUUUAUGUUCAUAUUAAUUUCACGUCUUGCCAAUUAUUAUUACCUAUUAUUAUUACCAUUAUCGUUGUAUUAUCACUGUACAGUGUAUAGUGUAAAAUUAUAUAAGUACCUAUAUUAUUAUAUUAUUUACUCAUAUACCUAGUAUAAUAAUUUCCGUCCAUUUCGUUGAACAAUUUUUUACAUUUGUACCAAUUUAAUAACAUUUUUUAAUAAUUUUUUUUAUAGAUAAAGAUAUAAUUUAAUGAUAUUAUAAUAUACAGACAACUAAAAUCGAUACAUACAAAUUACUAAUAUGUUUGAGACGUUUGAAUUAAGAGUUUGUAUACAUUUAUUAGGUACUUAUUAAGUAUUUAAUAAUAUUAUGGAUAAGUAUCUAAGUUUCGUGUCAAAUAAUUAAACUCAAUUCUUUAGUUAAAUUCGUAUGCACUGAAGAUUGAAUUUAAUAUUUACAACCAUCACAUCAAUAAUUAUUAAAAUAAUAUAAUAGGCAAUACGAAUAAUAAUAUUUACGUAAAAUUUCUUCCGUACAAUUACAGAGUAUCAAUAUAGAUACGUCCGACAUCGUACUUUAUGUCUUUAUAAUAUAGAUACAUACCUAUAUAUACCUAUAUGUAUGUAUAAUAAAUGUAAAGUGUAUACAUUAAUAUUUACAUCUAAAUUAAUGUUGCUAUUCAUUAUUGUGCUUUAUUUAUAAGUUACCUAUUUGUAAUAUUUAUU
Molecule: messenger RNA, 40616 nt
Organism: Cinara cedri
Lineage: Eukaryota; Metazoa; Arthropoda; Insecta; Hemiptera; Aphididae
Source: the annotation of a GenBank genome assembly